AUGCGGAAAAUUCAACAUCCUCACCAAUAUCCUUAGCAUUUGAUCUAAUUAUCAUUCUUUAUCGAAUAAGUGAUUUCCCUUGAUUAUUUCACCGGAAGUAGACCCUCCUUUCCUUGGAACCCAGUCUUCUUGGUUACUGACAUGUGAAGGUUCUUUGUGUCUCCUGCUGUCAAGAAAGUCGUAGUGGGUGUUUCGUAUAUUUAAAUGUCGUCCUUCUGAUAUUUAAACCGUGUUGUAUUCGGUAAAAAUGCACCCGACGAUGUGGGAACCCUACGAGAAAGCUACCUAGAAAUGUCUAACUGUGAUAAUUUUGUAGAACAACUCUGGAGAAAGGGGAAGUGCGCGAACUGCUUUCAGUCUCGCGACAAACAUCAAAACGCUGUCAACAAACACGAAGACGCCAGUUUUACCGGUAGUGGUUCCGCAAACUGCAGACCAAAACGAGUUGUGAUUCCUCCACAAAGCCCAAAAACUCAAAAUUUUAAAGCAUGUAGUGUUGAAAAGACAGAUAAUUUAUUUGAACAGGAACAAGGAAAGGAGGGAACUGAUAAAGGGAAUGGUGAGAACGAUAUUAAUAAAUCCAUUACACCUUGCACAACUCACGCCAUUGAAGUAACCAACGAUCGCAGUAGCACUGUGACUGAUUCAAGGAAAGAGGCACAGGAUUUCAAAACAUCGACUGCCCUUAAACCUAGGCCAGCACCAAGACCAAAACCACGACCGGCUUCUCGAGCUGUGGAAUUUAGUUAUAGCGCCGCAAGUCGCGACGAAAACCCGCAAGAAUCAGCAGAUGUGUUAAACGGUCUCACAUCGUUUGAGAACUCUCUUGGGAAUUCCCUUACUCAACCAUGUAACGCAACCUCCUCAGAAAUUCCCAUCGAGAGUGGAUUGUCAAUAUUGGAUAACGUUGAAAAAGCGAAGCUGGAAAACAGAUCUAACAACGAAACAGACAGCGUGACAAUUUGUAAUGAAGUAGAUGUAGUUGAGUUUGGGGAGCCAAAGAACGAUGCGGAGUUUUUGGACGUGAACAAAAGUGACAUUCUGCCUUCAUCAGAUAACGUUUCAACCGAAAUUGAAGAAGCCGCUCCGGUAUCUACAAAUGCGAUCGAAGACGACGAUUCAAGCGACGAAUAUGUACCGAUGAAGAGCAAUAUAGUGUUGUUUGGUGUCGAAUCUGAUCCGCUACGUGAAGAAGUUCGUGAGACAGAUGUUUUGAAACCAAACUGUGAAAGUGAUAGUGACUCGAAAAAAAUGGCGAUCAGCGAAAAUCGAAUGAAAGUUGCAUGUGGCUCUCAAAUCGACGAAGAAUUGUCGUCUACUGUUUUAGAAUUUCGUAAUCCGUUGUGCAUGAUCACAAACAAGAUCAACGAAUCUAGAAUUACUGAUCGAGACACUGGUGAGUCGGACAAAUUGAAUAAUAAUCGUGAUAAUCCUAACAAGAUUAUUUGUAAAUUUUCUACUAUCACAGAGCCAAAUUACGUAAAUAGAGCCUCAAGCUCAAGCAGCGAAAGUGCAGUGUCCGGCAGUCAAGAUUCGGGUUAUGAAAACACUCGAAAGUCGAACAGGGGUGAUUCUUUUAACAAUGCCUCGGGCAAUGAGUCAGUUCUUGUAGAACAAGAAGUAGGCUUAUUGGCAGAUAUUCCAGUUACUGUCACUCCCACAACAAACGAUGGUUAUUGUAUUAUUGAGUCUAGUGGAACCUCAAGUAGCUCUUGGGGAAGCAGCACUUGGGACAGUUGUAGCACAUCAGAUUUACAUGAAAACAGUGGUGAAGCUAUGGCUGCUAAAAAUUCCUUUGGAAAUUUGAACACCAGAAAUAACAAACCUCACUUGGUGGCAUCGCCCAGAGUGGCAGUAAAAGAACAACCCAUACCUAACGAAAAACUCCAAAGUAGCAAUACUGGACCUUUUUAUGUGAAUACAACAUUAAAACCAAUUACAAAACCAUAUAAAGUGGUUGACAUAAGUGCUGGUGUUGCUGUUCCAACAACAGAGAGCCCAAGUGAUGCACCACCCCUGCCCCCAAAAGAAAAGGAUCUGAAGAAAGAUAGAGCUGAGGAAUUGAAUCAUAUUUACUUGGAACCCAGUGAUGGGACUGCAGCUGCCCCAGAACAAAAUUUGAAAAAUGAAAAGGAUGAAAAGGCUAUUUCCAAGGUGAGUGCUUCUCUAAACUCAUCCUUCAGCAAAGCUUCUGGCAGUGUAAUGGACAAGAGCUCAGCUGUGCGAAGGGCCCCAGCACCAAGACCACGUUCUAGAAUACCAUCUCAAUUUGGCACCUUACCCAAACCUGCCCCUCGUACAUCAAGAAUUCUGAAUGACACAGUUGUCAAGGUGGACACCAAAGAGCAAAGAGUGGUUACAGUGAACCCACCAGUUGGUAAGUUUUGUGAUUUUAUGUUGUGGUUUUGCAAAACAGGAGGACACCUGAUUUGGAAAACAUGGUAG
Pocillopora damicornis (cauliflower coral) is the source of this 2445-nucleotide messenger RNA. RefSeq lists its product as uncharacterized. Gene Ontology annotation, molecular function: ATP binding; protein kinase activity. The record is from RefSeq and is a predicted model, not a curated record. NCBI's taxonomy places the organism in Eukaryota, Metazoa, Cnidaria, Anthozoa, Scleractinia, Pocilloporidae. Gene Ontology annotation, biological process: protein phosphorylation.